Molecule: messenger RNA, 1559 nt
Organism: Saccostrea echinata
Lineage: Eukaryota; Metazoa; Mollusca; Bivalvia; Ostreida; Ostreidae
Exons: 3
Coding region: 139-1431 (430 amino acids)
Source: RefSeq, a predicted model, not a curated record
AAGUUUUGUCCCCCCUACAAAAAUUGAUGAAAUAGGAUAGUCGUUCAGACUGUUCGGGAAAUAAAAGGACAUUUUUAAGUUUGGCAAUUUAACAUUUGCUCUUCAGAAGUCCCGGGCGAUCGUUAAGGGUCCAGCACAAUGCGGGGUCUCUUCCUAGUGAUUUUAGCGGCGGCGGCAGUGGUCCGCGGUAAUCUUUACAGGGGACCGCGAUUUAUAGAUCUCGGUAUCGUAGGGAUUCUCCGACCUGUCACCAUAGGCUACAAUCGAGAGACUCUUAGUAGACUUUCUGCCUUUGACAGACUAACCAGUUCCUCAGUGAGUGAUAUUGGUCCUACAUUCGUGGCAAGUGGAGUAAGCGGAGGAUCCACUAUCGGCCCCGGGCCAUAUCUGGCCGGAAGCAGCGUCACAGAUGUCUCGAGGACCAUAGCGCCAUUCAGUUCAGGGCCAUUAUCAGGAGCUGUCGAGGCCUAUGAGGGCAUAGGGCCUAUCGUUGGACCAGGCUCCAGCGGACCUUAUUUUGAUGGCCCAUUAGACACAACAGAUGGACCAGAUAUCGGACCUUUAGAUGGACUCUCUGGACCUGUUUCCAGUGACGGAUUGAGCGUGGGACCUGGAGCCACUUUUGGAGGGGGCGUGACUACAGUCAGAUCAACCAGAGUUUCAUUUCCUGGUCCAGUAGGAACAUAUCCAGAGGAAAACCAGCCCUAUUAUGAUGGACCAUUUGAUAAUCCAUAUGAUGGACUGGAUUCAUCUCCUUAUGAUUUAGGAGGUUUUGGUGAACUGGGUGGAGUAGGAUCUGGAGGCGGUGUUGGCGGAGGAGUAACAACAGUUAGAACAACCAGAUAUUCUCCCGGCCCUGUAGGAACAUACUCUAGAUUGGAUUCAUAUGAUGGAUUGGAUUCAUCCCCUUAUGAUUUAGGAGGCUUUGAUGGAUUGGAUGGUGUAGGAUCUGGAGUCGGACGGGUAUCAACCGUUAGAAGGACCAGAUAUACGUUACCCGGAGUGACUGUACCAUCCAUUUAUUACACUAGAGGUUCUACUGGAGGGGGCAACUAUUUUGAUUUAGGGUACGACUUCCCUGGUGACGGCGAUUAUGACAGACUGCGUUUGUUGUCGGGCGGGUCAGGUUUUGGCGGAAGUUACGCAAGAGAUAUACAAUAUUCACUCGGGGGCCGUUCCGAUGGUUAUUACAUUAAUCCGUAUAGAUUUCGGGACUCUGGAAUAGGACUGAGGGCUGGAGUGGGAGCUGGAGCUGGAAUAGGACCAGGAGCAUUUGGAGAUGUUCGUUCUUCAUUUUCUGCCGGCGGAGAUACUAGUAUCGAUUCAGCAGCAGCAGCAUCAGGAGGAGUUGUCGGAGGCUUGACAUCAGGAUCUACUUCCGGUUCAGAGGGGUACAGCAUUACGGAUCCUAGAAUCAUGCCCAACUAUUAAUUUAAGAUUUACGAGCCUGACUUCUGAAGGGUAACUCUAAGCACGCUGAGUUUCUACACCAUUAACACAUUGUAAUUAUCAUUUAUAUCAGACGCCCGGGGAUUUUUAAAUAAAACAUCAAGCACAAA